Rhipicephalus sanguineus (brown dog tick) is the source of this 576-nucleotide messenger RNA. RefSeq lists its product as uncharacterized. Bases 142 to 564 code for a protein of 140 amino acids. NCBI's taxonomy places the organism in Eukaryota, Metazoa, Arthropoda, Arachnida, Ixodida, Ixodidae. The record is from RefSeq and is a predicted model, not a curated record. The transcript has 3 exons.
CUCAAGUGCAGCGCCGGUCGCUUGCCGUCGUCGCCUGUGCGCUGCACACUGCAAACGUGUUUGCGAGCAUGCCUGGCCGAUCACAGCGGCGUAGCACUAACGGUUCCAGCACCAUUUAAUGGGCGUUCCUCCGCGCGUACGAUGACCGACGCAUUUAGCCGCCUCACUUUCAUCACCGUAUUACUUGCAGCGGUGUCUUCGGCGUUAGCAGCCUGUGAUGCAGAGAAGGCUGUCGCUGGACUCCAAGAUUGCAGGAACCAUAUCCACCAGAUACAGAAACACAGAUUUAAUGCUUCCGACGUCGACCACAUAGAACAAGUAUGCUGCAGCGCCACGGUCAAGUUCGAAGACUGCAUCCGCGAAGCUGUACAUCUUUCAGGAUGCCACCACGAAGUUGACUACCUUGUGACCGUGAUGAUGACGAAAACGCGAGAACUUCUGAGCCACAUGUACAGCGCCAACUGCUGGUACCUCUGUAGCCAAGCCGACGCUGCCUCUGCCAGUGCAACCUUCGCCCCUGCCGGACUUGUAGCAGUGGCACUUUUGGUGUUGUGGAGGACGUGAAGUCAAUCACCC